Molecule: messenger RNA, 342 nt
Organism: Sordaria macrospora k-hell
Lineage: Eukaryota; Fungi; Ascomycota; Sordariomycetes; Sordariales; Sordariaceae
Molecular function (GO): flavin adenine dinucleotide binding
Source: RefSeq, a predicted model, not a curated record
AUGAUUGAGAUUGCCUGUCAGGUCGUGCAUUUUGCCUUGGGCAAUCAGCAGGUUGAUAUAUCACCCAUCGACCAGACAACAGUUGAGGUCAACUGGUCGGAAACAUGUCAGAUGGAAUCGCGCUACGUGGUCUUACCACGACAAGCGGCCGAUGUUUCAAAGGCAAUGCGCGUUAUAAGCUUCUUGGGUACCAAGUUUGCAGUUCACAGCGGAGGCCAUUCUCCUAACCCGGGCUCGUCCAGCAUCGGCAGCGAGGGUAUUCUCAUCGAUUUGCAGAGAUCGAGGGCCGUCUCCCUAUCUUGCGAUCGCUCCGACGUCACUGUCGGCCCCGGUCUAUGCUAG